AUGUACCCAAAAGGCGGAACUUAACUUUAUAACUGAACAAUGCAGGACUCAAAGAAAGAUCUGUCAUUGAACAGCCAACAACAAGAGAUGCUGAAGAGGUGAUUCAGCAGCCUUCAGAGCAGCCACACAUUAGAACAGGACACAGGAAUGCUGAAGCAGAACCUGAAGAUGAAAUCCAAUCUCUGCUACGUGAAGCUCUCAACUCACAACUUGGAGAAACAGAUGAAGAACAUGAAGAUGAAGGAACACAGUUUCAGCAGGAGGAAAAUACUGAAAUGCCAGAAGAUACUGUUGAUGUCCCUGUAGUAGAGGAGAGCUAUGAUAGGGAAUUGGAAGAUAAUAUGCCAGGCAUAUUAGCAACCCCAGAAUCCUUCCAGGAAGAACCAACCAGUGAGCAUGAAGAACGAGAACCAGAACUAGAUGAACCUCAUGGUAUGCAUGAAUAUGACACAGAUGAAGAAGAAAAUACAUAUGAACCAAUAGAACCAGAUGCUAGUGAAUUAACUCUAGAAGAUGCUCUUGUGCAUGAAACAGAAACUUUUUCUGAACGUGAAGAACAGCAAGAUUAUGUGGAUGAACAUGAAAUGGAAAAUGAAGAUUAUAUUGAAACUCGGGAUACAGAUGGAGAACCUGUAACUGAACAUUAUUAUGAGGCCUUAGCAGAAGAAACCUUACAAGCAGAACCAGCUGACAGUACUGAGCAAAGAAAUGAACAUGAAGUAGAUACCUCAGAGACCAUUAUUGAACAUACUGAGUCAGAUGAGGGAGAACAUGAAAAAUAUCGUGUGGAUGGUCAACCUCGUGAGACAGAAGUUCCUGUUCAUACUGAGAGUCAUUCAAAGGAUAAUCUAGUGGGGCGAGGUGAAAAAGAAACUCAGCAGAAGGAGAAAGCUAAGAAGAAGAAACCUAAAUUGUUCAACAAAUUUGAUAAAGGCAUUAAAGCAGAGCUUGAAGCUGCAGAGAAACUGCGUAAAAAGGGGAAAGCAGAAGAUGCUCUGAAGGCAUUUGAAACAUUAGUAAACAAAUAUCCCCAAAGUCCACGGGCAAGAUAUGGCAAAGCACAGAGUGAGGAUGACUUGGCUGAGAAGAUGAGAAGCAAUGAAAUACUGCAGAGAGCCAUCAGCACCUAUGGAGAGGUUGCUAGUCUGCCCAGUGUCCCUGAUGAUCUGAUCAAACUGACUUUGAAACGACGGGCAGACAGGCAGCAGUUUCUUGGUCGCAUGAGAGGUUCACUGGUAACUCUUCAAAAACUAGUCAGUCUCUUUCCUAAUGAUACUUCAUUCAAAAACAACCUUGGAGUGGGAUACCUUUUGAUUGGAGACAACAGCAAUGCCAAAAUGCUUUAUGAGGAGGUCUUGAACCUUGCUCCUAACGAUGGUUUUGCUAAAGUGCAUUAUGGCUUCAUCUUGAAAGCAGAGAACAAGAUUUCAGAAAGCAUUCCUUAUUUGAAAGAAGGUCUAGAAUCAGGAGACCCUGGCACAGAUGAUGGGCGCUUUUACUUUCAUCUGGGGGAUGCCAUGCAGCGAGUUGGAAACAAAGAGGCAUACAAAUGGUAUGAACUUGGCCACCAACGGGGUCACUUUGCAUCUGUCUGGCAGCGUUCAUUAUACAAUGUCAAGGGCAUAAAGGCUCAGCCAUGGUGGACAGCAAAAGAAAUAGGUUAUACAGAACUGGUCAAGUCUCUGGAAAGAAACUGGAAAAUUAUUCGGGAUGAAGGGCUUGCUAUGAUGGAUAAGGGGAAAGGACUCUUCCUCCCUGAAGAUGAGAACUUGCGGGAAAAAGGUGACUGGAGCCAGUUCACACUUUGGCAGCAAGGAAGAAAAAAUGACAAUGCCUGUAAGAGUGUUCCCAAAACAUGUGGAUUAUUGGAACGGUUUCCAGAGACCACUGGAUGCAGAAGAGGACAGAUCAAGUAUUCUGUCAUGCAUCCAGGGACUCAUGUCUGGCCUCACACAGGGCCUACUAACUGUAGGCUGAGGAUGCAUUUAGGUCUAGUGAUUCCAAAAGAAGGCUGCAGGAUUCGGUGUGCUGAAGAAACCAGGAACUGGGAAGAAGGGAAGGUCCUCAUCUUUGACGACUCUUUUGAACAUGAAGUUUGGCAGGAUGCCAGUACUUAUCGUCUAAUAUUUAUUGUGGAUGUCUGGCAUCCAGAGUUAACAGCACAGCAGCGACGCACCCUUCCAGCCAUUUAGAGGUGCCUCUUCCAAUGUGCUAGAUGCUGUCCCCUUUGAGGUCUAUAUUUUUCAUUGGGAUAUGGUAUCCUUAUAAAAAUUGGACUAUAGGAAGGCUUCAAAGCAAACCACCCUGUGUAUUAUACCAUUUUACAGCACUGAUCUGAUAGCUCUGUAAUCAUGCUGCAAGAACAGAUAUCUUAAACUGUAUCAGCCAAAGAACUUCCUUUGCCAGAGUUUUGUUGUGCCUGUAUUGUGUGUAACAGUGCUUUGAUGUACACUUGUACUUCACACUCAACUACUAAA
Molecule: messenger RNA, 2477 nt
Organism: Heteronotia binoei (common prickly gecko)
Lineage: Eukaryota; Metazoa; Chordata; Lepidosauria; Squamata; Gekkonidae
Product: aspartyl/asparaginyl beta-hydroxylase-like
Exons: 25
Coding region: 276-2192 (638 amino acids)
Biological process (GO): peptidyl-aspartic acid hydroxylation
Cellular component (GO): endoplasmic reticulum
Molecular function (GO): peptidyl-aspartic acid 3-dioxygenase activity; protein binding
Source: RefSeq, a predicted model, not a curated record